AUGGAGUCUGCAACUUCUCACGAACUUCAAGGAUCUACGACUAUCGACGCGUUGCCACCUACAGAUCGAGGCCGUGGAGCCUAUGUCGCUCUUGCUUGUUGUACGAUAGCACAAGCACCCAUUUGGGGAUACUCAGUCUCGUUUGGAAUCUUUCAAGAAUACUACACUUCCCACGGAAACCUUGGUACUUCACCAAGCGGAAUUGCAUCCAUCGGUGCCUCCCAGACCGGAAUCAUGUACCUCAUGAUGCCCUUGGCCUUUAUCGCUCUCAACCGGUAUCCUCGUCUUCGAAAGUGGUUCGGUCCGCUCGGACUCUUCGUUACCAUCGUUAGCUUGACGACCUCGGCAUUCGUCAAGGAUGUUUCAGGACUUAUCGCUACGCAGGGAGUUCUAUACGCCAUCGGAUGCAGUCUUCUCUUCAGUCCAAUCUCCCUCUACAUGGACGAAUGGUUCGUCGAACGAAAAGGCUUCGCAUACGGCGUCAUGUGGGCAGGAAAGUCCUCCGUUGGUGUCGCCAUGCCCUUCCUCUUCAGCGCUUUACUACAAAGAUUUGGACUCAAGGCGACCUUGCUAUCUUGGACAGUCGCAUCUGUCGCAAUGACUCUUCCGACACUCUUCUUCCUGAAGCCUCGAGUCGAUUUGAGCCGCGACUCACGGCCGCGACCGAUUAGUUUUGCCUUCCUUGGAUUCGGGUCGUUCUGGAUGGUUCAGAUUGGCAUUAUCGUGCAGUCUUUGGGAUAUUUGAUGCCGAGCACAUACCUGGCCAGCUACGCCAAGGCGAUCGGAUUCUCGUCAGUCACGGGGCCUAUCUUGAUGGCUCUGUUUUCACUUGCUUCCGUGCCCGGAUCUUUGAUGCACGGAAUGCUGGGCGACAAGAUUUCUGCAGCCAAAGUAAUUUUGGUAUCAUCCCUGGGAAGUGCACUUCCGGUCUUCCUCCUCUGGGGUCUAAGCCGCCACCUCAGCACUAUGGUGCUGUUCGUGAUCCUCUACGGCUUCUUCGCUGGGGGCUUCAGCUCGACAUGGUCAGGAGCCCUGCAGGAAAUUAAAGGAGAUGAUGCAACGAUUAAUACGUCGCUGGUAUUUGGGAUGCUUCUUGGUGGCCGGGGUCUUGGGUUUGUUGUCGCUGGCCCUGUCAGCGGUGCCCUUGUCUCUGCAGGAAGCUCCAUUUCGACAGGUGACGCUAUGGGAUAUGCUACCAAGUAUGGUCCUAUGAUUCUUUGCACUGGGGUCACCGCUAUUAUGGGAGCUUGGGCACCUCUUUGCAAGAUUGCCAAGUCGAUUGGGUCGAGGGGGAUUGAAGCCUGUGCUCGAGUGGUUGUGUGA
Messenger RNA from Fusarium vanettenii 77-13-4, 1323 nucleotides. RefSeq lists its product as uncharacterized. Gene Ontology annotation, cellular component: fungal-type vacuole membrane. Bases 1 to 1323 code for a protein of 440 amino acids. The transcript has 3 exons. Gene Ontology annotation, molecular function: transmembrane transporter activity. Gene Ontology annotation, biological process: transmembrane transport. The record is from RefSeq and is a predicted model, not a curated record. NCBI's taxonomy places the organism in Eukaryota, Fungi, Ascomycota, Sordariomycetes, Hypocreales, Nectriaceae.